Messenger RNA from Vicia villosa (hairy vetch), 304 nucleotides. RefSeq names its product paired amphipathic helix protein Sin3-like 6. NCBI's taxonomy places the organism in Eukaryota, Viridiplantae, Streptophyta, Magnoliopsida, Fabales, Fabaceae. Bases 1 to 240 code for a protein of 79 amino acids. Gene Ontology annotation, molecular function: transcription corepressor activity. Gene Ontology annotation, cellular component: histone deacetylase complex; chromatin. The transcript has 3 exons. Gene Ontology annotation, biological process: negative regulation of transcription by RNA polymerase II. The record is from RefSeq and is a predicted model, not a curated record.
AUGCAAGAAACAGGUGUUAAGAAGCCAACCGUGGAUAUAAAAUAUGCUGCGAAAUUUGUGCGUAAGGUGGAGACUCGAUUUCAACGUGUUCAGCAGUGUCAUGUUUAUCCAUUGUUUCUGGACAUCCUAAAAUCAUAUACAGAAAACAAAAAAAGUCUUGAUGAUGUCAUUAUGGAGGUUAAUUUUCUUUUCAUAGGCCAUGAUGAUCUGAUUGACGACUUUACUAAUUUUCUUCCUUGAUUGUGCUCGUGAUAUGUAUGAGUUAUUUAAGACAAAUAAUAUUAUUGCAAAUGUUAAAAUUUAG